This is a messenger RNA of Drosophila innubila, 983 nucleotides long. RefSeq lists its product as uncharacterized. The transcript has a single exon. NCBI's taxonomy places the organism in Eukaryota, Metazoa, Arthropoda, Insecta, Diptera, Drosophilidae. The record is from RefSeq and is a predicted model, not a curated record. Gene Ontology annotation, molecular function: serine-type endopeptidase activity. Gene Ontology annotation, biological process: proteolysis. Bases 16 to 882 code for a protein of 288 amino acids.
CAAUUGAAUCUUGUAAUGUUCUCAUCAUUUCUAAGACUUUUCUUGUUGGUGGCAUUCGCCUGCCACGUUGUGGCUGAAGAGAAGAAUGAGAAAAUUCGCCACCAUAAACUAAAAUAUCAAUUUGGUGAUCGACAGCCACACUUUGGUUAUGUGAAGGGUCACAUGGCCAGUGAUCACAAGAAGCGUCAUCGUGUCCAAGAAACGACAGUCAAUCCAAAUGGCAAUAAUGAUAUCAAACUUGAUAAUUAUGUGGCACGUCUCUAUGUCAGGAAUAAGCUGAUAUGCAGUGGUCUUGUGGUCAGUAAUCGAACAGUGCUAACCACAAGUUUAUGCAUACUCAAUGUGCCUCUUGGGAAUAUUGAGCUAAAGCUGUUGGAUGGCACAAUUCACAAGAUAGUCAAUGUCACGGAUGGAAGUGAAUAUGCGAUUCAUACGGCCUCAGAAUUGGUGUCCUUGUUGAUCCUGGAUAAGGAGCUGCCCAAGACAUAUAUAAAACCGCCGCCAAUUUGUCCAAUUUACGUUGGCAAAAGCGAAUCAGUAGAGCUUUGGAAAUGGAAUAAUCACAAGAGUUUAUUGGUGAAAAAGUCUGUACGACAAAUUGACGAAAGUGAAUGUAAGCAAAUGAUCGAUGAUGCUGAAGGUCUUGUUAUCAAUAGUGCACUUAGUUGUGUGGAGAAUACGCGAAUAACGCAGGAAUGUGAGAAAACCUAUGGAUUGCCCUACGUGUGGAAGGGACACUUUUGUGGCCUAAAUAUCCUGGGUCACAACUGUCCCAAACAAAGUUUAGCUGAUGUCUAUGCCAGGUUGCUGCAGGUGAAGCGCUACAUUAGUCGAAAGCUUAACGAGGUGAGACUCAGCAAACUGGAGGAUGACUUAGCCUAAGAAAUAGAGGUUGCAAAUAUCUUUUAACGCUUUUAAGUUGUCUGUCAAAUAACAGUUAUGGUCGGACAUACAGCAUAAGCACAACAAAGUGUAACUUUCAA